Molecule: messenger RNA, 1478 nt
Organism: Bicyclus anynana (squinting bush brown)
Lineage: Eukaryota; Metazoa; Arthropoda; Insecta; Lepidoptera; Nymphalidae
Exons: 5
Coding region: 320-1192 (290 amino acids)
Source: RefSeq, a predicted model, not a curated record
CCGCGUAUAAACGCGCGCGGGCGCACGGUUACAGCACUCGCGAAUUACUCGCCGACGUGUGCGCGCGGCGUUAGUGCAGUGUUGUGAUUUCGAAUUUCGAACGAGAUUUGUGAAUUCAAAUUUUAUUUUUUUUAAAGUGCACGUUGGAGUGGCUUGGGUAAAAGGCCAGGAACGAUACCUCUAAAAGAAACUGCAGCAAGAAAGUCAAAAAUUGAAGCAAAAGAUUGGGCGAUAAACAGAGAGGCGCGAGGCGUAUAUCGUGGAAUAUUACAAAUAGCUGAGAAAGCUGUGACGUGCGCUGCAUCAACGAUUAAUCAAGAUGAAAACUUCACUCCUGCUCCCGCUCCUGUUGCUGCUCAACAUAAUGUAUCAAACCCAAAGCGCCCCUUCUAGAAGAUCACGCGCUGCUGCUAUAUCCGAAGAUACUGAAACAGGUCGCCAAAGCAAACUUGAAGAGAAGUUCAAAGAAACGACGACAACAGCCCCUGAACCGACACAUAGAAGAAACAAAGCGCUGAACCUGUUUGGAGGCUAUUAUCCCUCGUUCUUGUCCUCCGGAUUGGACUAUUCAGAAGAUGAUGAUGACGAUGUCACAUUCUCCGUAAACGACGACCGUUUUGAUGACGAUGACUUAUCGCGGACGAUUCCUUCCAAACGCCGCCAGCAGAAUAAGAAAAAGAACGGAGCAGAUUCUUACCCAAAUGAUAACCUGAACUCUCUCCAAUACGACAAUUCUCCGAUCUUCUACAUCAGAUUGCCACCCACACCGUACAUGUUUGUGCCAGGAUUGGGAUAUGUAUCGCAACCUCCGUCCAUUGGACCUCCAAUGCCGCCUAUGCUUCCUCAAGUUCCCCAACAAGCCGAUCCAUUCAUCAAUCUACCAAUCGACUUUAUUUCUAAUGGCAAACCAACUGGUGUAUACCAAUGGAGUGGCGCUCCCGGUUACCCGCAACCUCCGCAAAUGCCUCUAGAUCCCUUCGGCUAUGGUUCACAACCUAUGGUACCUUCUCGUCCGAGCUACAAUGUGCCUUCUUACUCUAAGCCCAAGCCGAAACCACAACCUACUAAUUCUAAAGUCACCAAUCUAAAAGGCCCAUACGUUUUCAAUGGGAAACCAGGAGACAGUGUUUACGUGCUUCGAGACACAUACAAUUCAAUAUAUUCGGACGCCCUUCAGAACUUCUACCCUUAAAACAUUCUGUGGUAAUUUUAGGAAACAUUAAUGACUCGUAUCGAGUCGUCCUUUAUUUAGGUAUUUGUCUAGCCCAGCCACAUAUUUGCCCCUAGUGAUACGCAGGAAAUUUUUGAUACAUUUUUUUUAAUUUUUGGAUUGUAAUUUAUUGUACUUUGGUGCUCUAUGAUAUCGUACAAAGAAUAAUAUAAAAAAUCACAAUUUUAGUUAACAUAACAGUUACAUGAAUUAUUAUAAUUAUAGGAUAUUAAUUAAGUAGACAAUUAGUAGAACCACGAAGGGUAGA